UGGUUCAUAACGAGGUCGAAAUGAGAAACACUGAGAUGUUCUUAAACACCAUCUUCAGCUUUGGCGUUGUACUGAUGGUGUGCCAUGUGGAGAAAGGAGGUGCUCAACUGCCAUCCUUUACAACUGACUUAUCGCCCUCAACGGGAUGUAUUCCACUUGAGGAGGGAACUCCAAUUUCAUUCAAUCUUAUUCGAAGCGGUGGAGCGUUUGGACCUUCAUUUACGAUUGAAACACUUGAUGAUUCCGCCACGUUCCCGGCGGAUUAUACCCUUCCGAUGGGAAAAUCCGGAACAUUCGCUUUCCCACCCAAUUUGGAAAUAGUUAUCGUACCUGUCGAUGAUGGGAUUUCAGAGUUCGCGGAGACAUUCACUUUAAGGUUUACAGCGGGAGGAUACAUACCACUUGAUGUAUUAUUCUGCAUUACUGACCCGCCUCCACUCACCAUGACAACCACAACAACGUCAACCACGACGACAACUCCAACUUCAACCACGACAACUUCAACCACGACAACUUCAACCACGACGACAAAUGCGCCACUGGCUUUCAGCGCGGAUGCAAGAACAUGUGUCAAAGAGAGCCUGACCCCUCUUGUCAUACGAAUAAGGAGACCAUCAUCAGAUACGCUUGCAAUGAAUGCGUCAGUGACCUACUCAGACAUGGAUGCAGAUUCAACCAGCGACUUCGCCGACAGUGUCACAACGCUCGCCUUUCUAGACGGAAAGAGAAAUGCUUACCUGGAAGUGCCAAUUACUGACGAUCUGGUCGUCGAGUCAACUGAAGAGUUCUCAAUUACAAUCAGUGCUCCGGGUUAUGAUCCUAUCACCAUAAAGGGAUGCAUCAACGACGACGAUGGCGCGGUUCUAUUCGACUGUAACCGGUACGGUGUUACUUGCGAUGCGGGGACCUGUCCGCCAAGCGGUUCGACUUGUGACUGUUCCACCGCUCCUGACAGAACAGGGGACAACUGCGGGAUUAUUCAAUCUAACAUCAAUGGUGUGGGCUGUUCUGGCAAGAAUUGUGGAAGAAACGGACGGUGCGUCUCAAACGGGUCAGUUGGUGUAUGUGUAUGUGACUCGGGCUAUUACAAUGGCGAUGAAGGGAAGUGCGAACUCAAGAGAACAACCAUCACUUCCUGUAACAACAACAAGAUGACGAUCUGCAUGAACCCUAUCAACACAUACAGGCCUCUCAUCACCGUCUCUGGCUACACCUCUAAUAGAUGCACCGCCGAUCUAGUUGGGGAUAUAACUGACUCUGGAAACAGGAUCCCAUCGGAUAUACAAGGCCAGUGUCUCACUGUCGGCUUCAGUGGCACGUGUGGAACAUACACCGCCACACCACAGGUAACCAGGAGCCCAUAA
Haliotis rubra (blacklip abalone) is the source of this 1364-nucleotide messenger RNA. RefSeq names its product integumentary mucin C.1-like. The record is from RefSeq and is a predicted model, not a curated record. The transcript has 9 exons. The coding region runs from base 21 to 1364 and encodes 447 amino acids. Gene Ontology annotation, cellular component: membrane. Gene Ontology annotation, biological process: metal ion transport; cell communication. NCBI's taxonomy places the organism in Eukaryota, Metazoa, Mollusca, Gastropoda, Lepetellida, Haliotidae.